AAUGCGGUAGCCUAGGAAAAAACAAGCAGGCAGCGACCGAGAGACGAGACAGUUUACCUCCACAUCACAAGAUCAGAGUUUGGUGCGGAAAUUUCACGCCCUGUCGGGUCGUGUUACCGUUAACGGCGGCUGAGGAUAUUCACGGGCAGAAACAAUAGGAUGCAGUGUAGACUUGGCUUGUGACUGGUCUGCAGGCUCUCCACUUCUCUUGUCCCUGGAGUCAGCCAGUUGGGGGGCAGAUUCCUGCGUUCCCCUUCUCAGUCUGAGUCUUUGUCUGGACAACACCAACUGCCCGCCACUGGAGUACGCAGCCCAUCCUCACCCGUGUUGCUUGGAUCAGCACAGCUCAUCUCCUGAUUGAGGAGAGCGCAGCAGCUGCACAAGAUUCACCUUCUACCAAGUGAUCCCUCCCAGCCCCGCCCACACUGCCCCGCCACCAUGGUGCUGUCACAACGGCAACGAGAUGAACUAAAUCGAGCGAUAGCCGAUUAUCUACGUUCCAAUGGAUAUGAAGAAGCAUAUUCCACUUUCAAGAAGGAGGCGGAAUUAGAUAAUAAUGAAGAAUUGGAUAAGAAGUACGCCGGCCUUUUGGAAAAGAAAUGGACCUCAGUCAUCAGAUUACAAAAGAAGGUGAUGGAGCUUGAAUCCAAACUGAAUGAAGCGAAGGAGGAGAUCACCCUCGGUGGGCCCGUAACUCAGAAGCGCGACCCCAAAGAGUGGAUCCCACGCCCGCCAGAAAGGUACGCGCUGAGUGGUCACCGCAGUCCAGUCACCCGCGUCAUCUUCCACCCGGUCUUCAGUGUCAUGGUGUCUGCUUCCGAGGAUGCAACAAUAAAGGUGUGGGACUAUGAGACAGGAGACUUUGAACGCACACUGAAGGGCCACACAGAUUCUGUGCAGGACAUCUCUUUUGACCAGACCGGCAAACUGCUAGCAUCCUGCUCUGCAGACAUGACUAUCAAGCUGUGGGAUUUCCAAGGCUUUGAGUGCAUCAGGACCAUGCAUGGACAUGACCACAAUGUUUCGUCUGUAGCCAUCAUGCCCAAUGGAGAUCACAUCAUUUCUGCCUCGAGGGACAAAACCAUAAAAUUGUGGGAAGUGGCUACUGGCUACUGUGUGAAGACCUUCACAGGCCACAGGGAGUGGGUCCGUAUGGUGCGGCCCAACCAGGACGGCACACUGAUUGCCAGCUGCUCCAACGACCAGACGGUGCGUGUGUGGGUCGUGGCCUCCAAAGAGUGCAAGGCUGAGCUGCGGGAGCACGAACACGUGGUGGAGUGCAUCUCCUGGGCACCUGAGAGCGCCCACCCAACCAUCCAGGAGGCCACAGGCUCUGAGACCAAGAAGAGUGGUAAAGCUGGUCCGUUCCUGCUGUCUGGCUCCAGAGACAAAACCAUCAAGAUGUGGGAUGUUAGCAUUGGCAUGUGCCUUAUGACACUGGUUGGCCAUGACAACUGGGUGCGUGGCAUCCUCUUCCACCCUGGAGGGAAGUUUAUUGUGACCUGUGCGGAUGAUAAGACCUUACGGAUCUGGGACUACAAGAACAAACGCUGCAUGAAAACCCUGUGUGCCCACGAACACUUUGUUACCUCUCUGGAUUUCCACAAGAAUGCUCCCUACGUGGUCACUGGAAGCGUAGAUCAAACAGUAAAAGUGUGGGAGUGCCGCUGAUUUGGACCUUGGAGGAUUGGACCAUCACCCCCAAUUACCCAGGCGCUCCUCUGGAUCCCACCUCCCCUCCUGCCACCCCACCUCCCCCCUGUCAUCCCACCUCCCCCCUCUCCCCUCACCUAACCUAAACCUCACCCGCACAUCAUCUCCUCCGGCUGCACUUACCACCAUGGUUAUUUACCCAUUGCGCUCUCUGGUCCAAUAACUAUUGUCCUUCUAUGUAAAUUAUUCCUGGAUGUAGAUCGAGCUAUUAAAUGUUACACAAAAAAGUAUUCUUGCAUGGUAAUCCAAAAUUGUAUACUGUAAAUUUACAUAACGUCUAGAAGUACCAUAGGUUUACCACGGGGCUGGCCGUCUGUCACACAGCCUUACCGACCAACCGAAGGCAGAUGUUUUUGACUGGGUGUAAAAUGUAGGGCACUAAAAACCGAUAAUUUAAGAAAUGACAGUGUCUUUAUGUGUAAGAUUUAUUUUUGUCUAUUUUUUUAUUUAGGAUUUUUUUUUUCUUUUCUUUCUGUUAUUUCUCUCCUUCACUGUCGUAGUCUGUUGGUGCCUAGCAUUGGUGAAAUGUUCGAGAGACGAGGCUGGAAAAGCAUAUAUGAUGCGAUAAGAUAACGAUUGUCUGUGGGGCUUUGUUAUUGAAAUAAUCUGUAGCUUUAUAACAUCACUUCUCAAGUGUGCAUACCAUUUCUCUUCAUGUGGAACUAGGUAAUAUUUUAAUGGCUGUAUAUACGAAUGUUUCAAACUGUUGUCCUUGGACCUCGGGGGCUUAAAAACAGCUUUGUACUCUUGUCAUGGUGGCACAUGAACCACUGCUAGGCUUUAGAUAAAUUAUCCCAUUAAAUGAAUCUGCAGCGAAGAAAAAGAAGUUGAAAUGUAUAAAAGCGGCUUUGUGCAGUGAGUUCUUCACGAGAAGCCCGACGUAGAGAGUAAGUUUGUUUGGCUUCUGCCGUCAGUGAGCGCCCUGGGUCACGGUAUCACCUGAGCAGAGUUCAGGGAUUACACCUGAUUAAUCUCUCUCAUUUGAUGUGCGUCUCCCUUCAGGAGACUAUUUCCGGUGACCUUGCACGUGAGACUUCUGUUGAACCGAAACCUCUGUCCACUUUUAGUCCCCCGGACUAUUGAAGUCCUGGCAGGGGUCAGUGUACCAUAGGAAUUAUGUGAAGUCAGAAGAUGCUCCGUUGUCCCAUGGCGCGUCUGAACGCUACAAACAGAAGCCUUGUGUAAAAUAAAUCCGCUAAAGAGAAAAAAAUAAAGGCAUGAUGAGGAGUCAAAGUGAGCCCCCUGGGUUUGAUAUCUGGGAUGUGCAAAGAUCUCCAAUUUCUGAGGGGUGAAAUAUAUGUUCUGCAUAAUAAAAAAAAAAAUGGUUUUGAGUAAAAAAAAAAAAAAAAAAAAAGUUUUCUGUGAAAAUAUGAAAUGUAAAUUUAGCUUGUUAUUAAGAGAUUUGGCAAUUUUGUAUUAUCGCACUAAAGGAUGAACUGGAUGGGAAUUUAGGGUUAGUGAGGAAAUGCUAGCAGCAGACAUGCUAAGUGAUUUGUGGAUGCUGUUUAGUCUGUAGAGGAGUCUGAUGCUGAGGUGUUUGUUGUAAAGAGCUCCUCACUGUAAGAAGAGGAGCUCCUGGAUCAGAUAUGGAGCAGAACGCUUAAAGCCUGAGCAGCAGCGAGGAUCUCUACAGACAAACCCCACAGACCGACUCACACGUAUGCAAACUGAGUGGCUUUCCUCAAAUGUUCAGCUUUUGAUCUCUGCGGAGCCGUAGCUGAACGACUGGAAGUCAACUGUAAACCAGUCCACGCUGUAGAAACCAUUCCACUCCGCCCGGAGGACAAAACAAUGAAACAUCUUGCUUCUAACUGUAGCUGACAAGGUGAUUCAUUAAUCUUGCACAUCCCUGUUUUCACUAAAUCUUUGGUCCUUUAAUGGCGAUCAAAGACGACAUUAAAAUCUAAUGAUGUUGAUAAAUGCAUAAACCUAUAAUUUCUGAUUAGCCUUUUCAUUCCAAUGCAGUUCUUGGCUAAUAAAGAAUUCCACUGCUUAACUUGAUCUUCUUAUCUUCGCUUUCUUGCCACAUUUUCCUCUUCCUGUGUGUACUGGAUGUGGUGAUCUGCUGCUCAAGCUCCUGCUAGUGGCUACUGUGAGCCUAAUGUGACCUGUUGAUGUAGCACUGCUGCAUGUGAACCUGCACCAGAGGCAGAGCUGUCGGAACAAUGCGAUUAUAAAAGUACUGGAUCCUAUCAGAGGCAAAUUGUGUCCUGUGCUGCUCUCGCUGAGCGUCAACUGGAUGAGAAUAUAUCGAUACCACACAAAUGUACUGUAAAUAUGAAGCCUGUUAGUGUAGCUCAGCAUAACAGCCCCACUUCUUCUCAAAAGCCCUGUUUAUAAAAUACCUUCAACUUUAUAUCAUCUCUUUUCAGUCUCUCUGAAUCAGCCUUCCAACAUCAUUAAAACUCACAAUUAACAUAUCUUGUUGGUUUAAACUUUGCAGAAACCAACUUAUAAAAACAACAAUAUGCUAUUUUAUUAGGGGUUUGUGUCUGACUGUAACUUGCUGGAAUCUCCACUGGUAGUAACAGAAGUUAAUUUCUAAUAUUCAUAAAGAUACUCUUUUAAUGCACCUUUUGAAGAGUUCAGAAUAUCAAAAUAUGACAAUAUGUCUAGAAGGGAAAUGAUGAAUAUGGGUCAUACUUUUAGAAACUUUAAAGAAGUUUCCCAAUAAAAAAAAAACACUUGCUGGCUGACAUGUGUUUCAAUACCCAUGCUACCAGACUAUGGUAUGCCAGAAAAAGACUUUGUAUGUCCCCAUAAUGAGUAUUUCACAUGCCGUAUGUCAAAUAAUACCAGGAUGUUUUACUCCAUCAGGUCGCAUUUUGCAAGCCAGCAUGCUUUUCUGGCUUUACUUACAAACAAUCCUCCACCUUUACUGCAUGCAACAGUAUGAACUAAAAGUUUGCGGUUUGGAAAGCAGCACAUGUGACUAUUUCUUGACUGGUAGUGUCCUGGGCUCCCUCUGGUUCAAAGCUAAGCUAACCUGCAGCUUCAUAUUUAUCAUACAAACAUAAAACCCUUAUUCUCAGCAGGAAAGUGGAUACACUUAUUUCCACGAAACAGACUAUUCCUCUCACGUCGCUGCGUCCUUGGUCAGUGAUGAGUUCAGACAGCUCUGUUCAUUGGUUGUAGAAAAGGCUGGUUUUGUUGUGUGUGAUGCUAUUUGAAGGAGGUUUGCCUCCUCUUCUGUAAAUGCAAUGGGAUUGUGGCAGACUAGGAUGUCCCAAAGGAGAAACCCUCUCUUUCAGGGAAUAUAACUCAUGUCUCCCUCUGGUGUGUGCCCCCUUACAAAGGUCUUAUUUUUUCUACACGCUGUGCUCUCUGUCCCGACUUCUGAGGCAAAGACUUUGGGUGGAGAAUCAGCUUAUUUUGUAGUUCAAUUUGGCAUGACGAAUGAAGAUGCCAAUGUGUUAAAUGUUCUAGCUGAAGCCAAAAAUGGAGACAUUUGUCAGUACAAUCUGGUUUAGCUUGAGAAAUCAGCCUCCUUUUUGUUGUUGAUAGACGCUAGUCUCCUCAGGAUCACGCUAUGACAUGCCAGACCAUUAAAUGUAAAGUAAAAACGAAUUCCCUUCCUUGGUUUUACUCAAGGAAGGUGGUUAAUCAAAGGUCAGGACGAUGUGUGUUCUGUUUCUUUUCUAAGAAUCGGUGGAAAAAGCUACAACACAGCUGCUGGUGUUGUGGGCAAGUGUGUGCCCUGAUGAAGGAAAUCCCCUUUUGCCAUUCGCAGGUCUCAAGCAAUCCCUGUUCUGCUCUGGUCUGGUGUGUGAAGGGACCGACAGACACGCUUUGACUGUCUGUGGGUCGUUUCCUCAGUCCUCAAGUCCACCUGUCCUCUGUAAGCUGCCUGUGAACCACAUCGAGAGCUUCAGACUGCACAACAAGCUCCUACAGGAGAGCUCGUGAUGUUUUCGCCACUAAGGUCUCACUCUUCACUCAGCAAACUGUUAACAAUAUACCUGGAUGUCAUUAUUGUUUGCGAUAUAAUAAAAGAAAAAAAUCUG
This is a messenger RNA of Centropristis striata (black sea bass), 5717 nucleotides long. RefSeq names its product lissencephaly-1 homolog. Gene Ontology annotation, cellular component: neuron projection; neuronal cell body; cytoplasmic microtubule. Gene Ontology annotation, biological process: retrograde axonal transport; vesicle transport along microtubule; nuclear migration. The record is from RefSeq and is a predicted model, not a curated record. The transcript has 11 exons. Lineage: Eukaryota; Metazoa; Chordata; Actinopteri; Perciformes; Serranidae. Gene Ontology annotation, molecular function: microtubule plus-end binding; dynein complex binding. The coding region runs from base 439 to 1671 and encodes 410 amino acids.